Messenger RNA from Lymnaea stagnalis (great pond snail), 14784 nucleotides. Lineage: Eukaryota; Metazoa; Mollusca; Gastropoda; Lymnaeidae. The record is from the annotation of a GenBank genome assembly.
GUUCUACUUUUGGUAGCUUAGUUAUCCUUGUUAACUAAGUUACUAUAAAUAGUAAAACAAUCUUCCCAGACCAGCUGCAGUUUGUCUUUUUAGUACUCGGCUAACUCGGCGUGAUCAGAUUCAUUGUCUUGCAACAACAUUGAUUCGGUGGGUUAACCUUGAAUUUUUAUUUGAGAAAUUCAUUUCAAUUAGGAGAAAGCCUUUAAAUUUAUUUAAUAAAGUCGCACAUUCACCUGCAAUCAUUCUAUACUUUUAUUAGUAGUAUUUAGGCUACUUCCUUCUAAUAAAAAUAAUAAAAUAGUAAUACUACUACUAUAACUAAUUAGACACUAAUACGGAAUAUUUUUAUUGGACUUAUUAAACAAGUAUAAGCGUUGAUUGAUUGUUGCAAGUCAACACUGGAAGGUAAUUCAAUCAAAUUAAAAGAUUUAAAAAAGAACGGGUUAACCAUGUUAGUUUGAGGUCAUUGCAAUGUCCAAGUCCAGUUCAGUGCACGCAUUACUUAGGUCUGGGUCCAUUUAAAAUUUAUUUUUGGAAUGCAUGGAAGUCCAAAUCCAAGGCAGGACUAGUGAAAACUAGGUAGGAGAAGCCAAGUGGUGUAGAACUUUGUCUCUUACUCUUACUCUUAGACUUACAUUAAAUUAAGUGUAGAGUCUACAAUAGACUUAAGUCUUAAGUUCUUAGUCUUAACUAUCCAUCCCUGUGGGGCUACAGCCCAUGUAGGGCUUUUGGCCUGCCUCACCACUUCCUUCCACUCAGAGACCUAACUAAUGCCUUUCUUUUCCAUGCUUGGACUUUCAGCUGCUGUAGAUCUUUUUCUACAUCAUCUAUCCACCUAAACCUAGGUCUGCCUUUGAGCCUUUUCCUCUGAGGUAUUGGUCAUAGGUCUGGGUCCAUUUAAAAUUUAUUUUUGGAAUGCAUGGAAGUCCAAAUCCAAGGCAGGACUAGUGAAAACUAGGUAGGAGAAGCCAAGUGGUGUAGAACUUUGUCUCUUACUCUUACUCUUAGACUUACAUUAAAUUAAGUGUAGAGUCUACAAUAGACUUAAGUCUUAAGUUCUUAGUCUUAACUAUCCAUCCCUGUGGGGCUACAGCCCAUGUAGGGCUUUUGGCCUGCCUCACCACUUCCUUCCACUCAGAGACCUAACUAAUGCCUUUCUUUUCCAUGCUUGGACUUUCAGCUGCUGAAGAUCUUUUUCUACAUCAUCUAUCCACCUAAACCUAGGUCUGCGUUUGAGGCUUUUUCCUCUGAGGUAUUGGUGAUGCACCCUCUGCGUUCCUCUGUCAUUUGGCAUUCUCUCUAGGUGCCCUACCCAGCGUAGCCUGCCUCUUUUUAUUUCUGCCACUAUCGUGGGAUCCUGAUAUAGACUGUAUAAUUCCUGGUUGGUUCGUAUUCUCCAUCCAUAGUCAUCCUUUAUUGGCCCAUAUAUUUUGCUGAGAACUUUCCUCUCCCAUGUGUUUAACAGGUUUUCUGCUGUUUUUGUUAGGGUCCAAGCUUCACUUGCAUAUGAUACAACUGGUCUGAUCAGUUUUAUAGUUUUCUUUGUUUCUCUUGUAAUGUUUUUGCUUUUGAGUAUUUUUUUACUAUUGAAGUAUGCCCUGUUUCCUGCUGAUAUUCUUUCUUUUAUUUCUGUUAGUAAAUCGUUUCUUUCAUUUAACAAGGAUCCUAGGUAUUUGAAUUGAUUUACUUUUUCAAAAGUUUUGUUUCUCAUUUUGUCUCAUCUGUUUGUUCCUCUCUUAUCAUGGUCAUGUAUUUUUGGUUGUUAACUUCCAGCCCAGCUUGUAAAGAUGCAUCUUCUAAUUCAAUAAAGGAUUUUGAUAUGUCUUUAAUAAUUUUCCCUAGAAGUGCUAUGUCAUCAGCAUAUGCAAGAUACUGAAGUGGUUGGUUGUGGGUCUUGAGUUUCCCUCAGAAAGUAUCCUAUUAUCGUUCCUCGAGUGUCAAUCACAAUGUGUAUGUUUCUAAUAACUUUCUCAUGUUAGGUUAAAGAGCAUACAAGACAGUGAGUGUCCUUAUCUUAGGCCUCGUCUAAUAUGAAAUUCCCUUGAAUAUUCUCCUUGAAUCUUGAUUUUGCUUUUUGAGUUGUUUAGUGUUACAUAUAAUAGUCUUGUCAGUUUGUUGGGUAUCCCAAACUCCUGCAGAGUCUCAUAUAAAUAUUUUCCUUUGAUAGGCCAUUUUAUAGUCCACAUAGAAUGGAUGUACUUGUAUAUUAUAUUCAUAGCAUUUCUCUCAUAGGCAUCGGAUGGUGAAAAUCUAAUCAGUCGUUGAUCUGUUAGGCCUGAAUCCACAUUGGUAAUCACCUAGUAUUUCUUCAGUGUAAGGUUGUAGUCUUUUGGCAAUAAGCUUCGACGGCUUUGUCAGUAUUUUGUAUAUAACAUUUAAUAGGGAGAUUCCUCUGUAGUUUGUGCACUGAAGUUUGGAGCCUUUCUUGUGUAUUGGGGUUAUUAAUGCUGUUUCCCAUUCUUUUGGGAUUUUCUCUUCUUGCCAAAUUUUAGUUAUAAGUUUAUGUAUCUGAUUGUGUAGUUCUAAGUUCUUAACUAGACACAGUUCAUGGCAAAGUUACAAACGUUUGGUCUUAGUCUUAGCUUUUUUAGUCAUUUUUGUUUUAAUUUUAGUUCAGUCUUGAGUCUUUAAAAGUGUAUUUUUAUUUUGAACAACUGGACAAAAUAUCAAUGACAACCAGCCUAACAAGGUGGUAGGCUUAAUAAUACUAGACUUAUUAUAUUUAUUAGUGAUUAGUGAACCAGUUGUGAAGACUGUUGUUAGGAGGCUUAGGGUAUACUUAGUUGUCCAAUCUAUUACAAGUAGCAGGCCAACUCAUAACCUACUCGUACCAUCAUGAGGCUACCCCUGCCACUUUGUUGGAUUUGAGCCCCCUACAUUCAAAGUUUAAAGCUUUAAUUUGUUUACACAUCCCACCUUUGGUUCCUCAAUAUAUCUGUGACAUCCCCCCCCCCCUGCCUUUGCUGCAAUUUUAUCAUUUUAUGGUACAUCUUGCUAAUGCCCAUGGGCCAAUGUUUCAAAUAGUAUGAUGAGUAAUGUCGUUUUGUUUCCUCAGAUUUGCCACUGUUUAAGCUGAGAUAUUUAAAAUGGCUGCGAAAGGAAAAGAAGAUAAUGCAAUCUUUCGCAUUCCACCUUAUUACUACAUCCAUGUCUUGGAUCAAAAUACAAAUGUUACAAAGAUUGAGACUGGUCCUCAAACUUAUAUCAGACAAGAUAAUGAAAGGUUUGUCUUUGAAUUUGGACCAAGAAACAAAUUGCUUCUUUGUAAUUUUUUGCAGUUAGACAAUGACUCUGGUAAUUUUAUAUGUAUUCAUGAGUUUGGCAGAAGAAAAUCAGUCUUCUUAAAUUUAGGCUUCCCAUGUGUAUGGUGGUGAUAAAUUCAUUUUAUGCCCCCUUGUUCAAAAGAGGCAAUUCAAAAAAAAUUUAAUGUGACCUCUAUUUGCUUUUCCAAAUUUAUUUCAAUCAUGUUUUUUCCUGCAUAACAGGGUUACACUAGGCCCAGAGAAAAUGGUUGUAGUGCCUCCACGCCAUUAUUGUGUUAUAGAGAACCCAGUGACUCGUGACAAAGAUGGGAACAUUAUCAUUGACAACCUUGGUCAGAUAAAGCUUCAGCAUGCAGAUCAAGAAAUCAGACUCACUCAAGAUCCAUUUCCACUAUACCCUGGAGAAGUUCUCAAACUGGUAAUAAUAAAGCCUUGAAUGCAAUAAGAAAAUCAUGUGCAAAAUUUCUUCUAUAGCGGGUCAUAAUUUGUACUUAAUAUUUAUAAUCAUAAUACAUUGGUCAUAUAUAACCCUGUACCCCAGCCUAGGGAUGGGCUCACUGCGCUUCACAUAAAAAUUUGAAAAAUAAAUAUGACAAUGAAAAAGUUACAUAAAUUUAUUAAUUUAAGAAACAGCUUUAUGGAAAUAUUCCCCUCUCCACUCCAGAACUAUUUACAUGUCUGGCCGUAGAGAGCACCCAGCAGUAUCGUUUUAAUUGGGUGUGGGGGAUGGGGGGUGAGAAUCAGUCAGGAUAGUACAGUUUGAAGAGAUUUGUCUUGAGUGCAGUUUUGAAGGCCUGGAUAUUCAGUAUAUUUACAUUAUGGAUGUUAAUGGGAGAGAAUUCCAUUGUUUGGAGGCGUAGGAGAAAGAUCAUUCACUAUAUGUUUUAGUGCAAGUUAUGGGAACAGAAAGAAUACACAUGUCUGCAGAGAAACAAAGCUGUCGAAGUGGUGAAUAGAAAGUUCAGUUAGUUAGGAAGGGCAGGAAUCAGAGAGAAAAAGUUGUGACAGAACAGACAGCUUGUAAUCAAUGUGUGUUGUAAAGGAAGCCAAAGAAGUGAGUGGAGUGACGUGAUCACAUUUUUUGCCUUUAGAACUAACCUAACAGAGUUUUGAACCCUGAAAUGAGUAUGUUUGGUUCAAAGAUGCACAGUUAUAGAGUAAUUACAACAGAAUUGAUCAGAAAAGGCUGUGUAUUCCGUAAAAAUAGUACACAUCUAUUUUGCACAUAGAAUAAACAAAUUUAAGCUAAAUUUAAGUUUAAAAAUUUAAAUUAGAGAAAUAUUUGUCAUUUUUCUUUUUAAAAAAAUGUUUAAAUUAAAAACUUUCUCAUAAACUUUAAAAAAAAUUUUCUCAACAAAAAUGUUAAAGUGUAAAUGCUUAACUUGAAUAUGAUUUAAAUCUAACAUUUUAUUGAUUAUGUUUACUAUCUGUUUCCUGAAUGAUUUAAGAGGAAAAAAUCGCACACUUAUUUCUUGUUCCAUUGUUAGUAAUAUAUAUUUAAUAAUGGAAUGUGCUGCAUAGUUAAUAUUCUAUGUGUUGUAUAGCUAAGUCUUUCAUUUUCUUUUGUUGUCAGCCUGUAACAGCAUUAAAAGUUGUGCCGGCCAAUGCAGCCUUGAGGAUUCGUGCUGUCCUGGACUUUGAUGAGGGUGAUAUUAAAAGAACAGCUGGUGAUGAGUGGCUCUUCGAGGGACCAGGUAGGCAGGGCGAUAAAAUGCUAACACCUAAUUGUCAACGACUCCUGUUUACCAAGAAAAUAUUUCAGCUUUACAGAUGCAAUAUUUCCGCUUGCAGAAUGAAGAACAAAAUUGAAAAUUUCUUGAAAGAAAUACUGAGCAACAUCACAGUGUAUAAGAUUCUAUGUGUUGGUACUUGUGCUGUGUACAUUUUUUAUCUCUGGAUUACUGAAUAUCCUGACAGUUCUUUUGAAUCCAUAUGGGACAGUGCAAUGCAGGCAACAAUGCAUAUAGUUACAUCUGUAAUGACUGUAACUUUAAGUGUGUUGAUUGCAAUACCUUUGCUAACACUAGGUUAUCAAAUUUUGCAAUCACCAACUAGAAUCGGUGCGUCAGAUUACUCACCAGGUAAGUGAUUCAGUAGAUUUAGCUGUGCUGCAUUCCAGACUUUUAAUAACCCUGACACGGCUGUGUGGGUCUCCUCCCAUGUGGCACAAAAUUAAUUGAUCUUGAUCUAAACUCGAGAUUGGACGCUGACGGCAUUUUCUGUGGGGGCUUUGGUGUUUCCUGCUCAUAUUUAUAAUUGUUAAAAUAAUGCUUCAGUAUUUAUAUUGCUUGUGCUUAAGUGCUGCAAAUCAUUCAUUUUAAAAGAGUAUUUUAGGUGAUGAAUUUGAUGACUUUUUGUGAUCUAAAACAGCUUUUCCCAAAUGAUGAUCUACGGACCAGUACAUGAGCUUUACAUUGCUGGUUUCUCACAAUAUGGAUAUUUAUGGUUAAAUAAAGAAAAUAUAUUAAAUGUGGCCCGAGUCUCUGGUUCAUAGUCAAUAUUUCUUUGCCAAUUUUAUAUUCGGGAAACGCUGAUUUAGAACUUUAUUUUAAACAUUGCUGAAUGUCGCAUUAUCAGAGAAAAGACUUGAUUUUUAAUAAUUUUUUUAUCUGUUAGAUUUUAUCAAUGUAAUUAAUUGUACUUUAUGAAUUCACAAUUUUAACAUUGGUAAAAAUGAGGCAAUGUGUAGAAGUUUACAAAGUGUAUCUUAUUUAAACCACAUUCUAGUGCGUUUUAAUGCCAGAUUAUGAGAACGUUGAACAAGGUUUGCUUGUACAUCUAUUGUCUAACUGCUCCCCACCUAGGCACAUAUAUCCCUCGGAAGGAAACUGUUGUUGAAGAGACACUGAAGGCCACCAUCAUUAAACCCAAUCAAGCCAUUCGGCUGCGUGCUCGCAAAGAGUGCCUUGACAGGCAAAACAAUCCUCGUGUUACAGGGGAAGAGUGGUUGGUCAAAAAAACUGGAGCCUACCUGCCAGGCGCCUAUGAGGAGGUUGUAAACAUUGUGGAUGCGUAUGUCCUUACGGAAAAGGUGCGUAGCGCAUAAUCAGAUUAGAUUGGCUAUUGCCUUGAAUUUAUAUUAUUUUACAAAUUGUGUUUCAUUCUGUUUUUUGAGAACCCUUUUAUAUCUUUUUUUAAAAAUUGUUUUAUUCGUUUUUUUUUUUUUUUUUUUUUUUAUACUUUUUUAGAUAUUUUUUUUUUUUUUUUUUUUUUUUUUUUGUUUUUAUUUUCUUUUGAUCUUUAUUUGUGUUUUUUUUUGUUUUUUUGUGUCCUUUUUUUUUUUUUUUUUAAAAAUUUUUUUUUUUUUUUUUUUUUUUUUUUUUUUUUAUAACACUUUUACAGACAUUUUCUACUUGGUGUUUUUUUUGUUGUUGGUAUGAAUGACUUUGGAAGCAAUUUACCUUCUCACCUCUCUCCACACAGAAUGCUCUGCAUGUGCGCUCUUUGAGGACAUUCAAAGAUGACUUUGGCAUUGUGAGGAAGAAUGGAGAGGAAUGGCUGAUCACCAUGAAAGACACUGAGACACACAUACCCAAUGUUUAUGAAGAGGUUAGAAUAAGAAAUAUAACAACUGACGCACCCCCCAACACCUCUCUCAAAUAAAAAGCAUGUAAAUAAGCAAUUAUUGCCAUAGGACAAGUGACAUUAAAUAUGUAUAGAAUGUUAGCACUUAUUGCCAUAGGACAGGUGAUAUUAAAUACGUAUAGAAUGUUAGUAAUUAUUGCCAUAGGACAGGUGAUAUUAAAUAUGUAGAGAAGUUUAGCAAUUCGUCCCCCUAGAAUAACAAGGUUCUAUGUGCCUAUUUAAUCCAAUCAACUAAGCACCUUGUUAUUCUAAGGGGACGAAUUAUUGCCGUAUGACAAGUGAUAUUAAAUAAGUAUAGAAUGUUAGAAUUAUUGCAGUAGCACAAAGAUUAAAUAAGUAUAGAAAUGUUAGCAAUUAUUGCUGUAGGACAAGUGAUAUUAAAUGAGCAUAGAAUGUUGGCAGUUAAUGCCGUAGGACAUAACGAUAUUCAUCAUUUAAGUUAAAAAUAUAUACAUAUACAUAUUGCCCUAUUUAAUUUACAAAAUUUGUUGUUGUUUUUUUUUUAGGUGGUAGGUGUUGUUAACAUCACGACACUGAACAACCGUCAAUACUGUGUUAUCCUUGAUCCAGUUGAUGCCAAGGGCAGACCACAGUUGGGACAGAAGAAGCUGGUUAAAGUAAGUUUCAUAUGUUUAUUACUUUUUCCUUUUAUUUGUAGUUUGCAUCACUCAAGUUUUGUUAUCUAAAAAAAAAUAAUCUAAAUCAACUGACCUUCAAUUCAUUUUCUAAAACGAUUACAUAGGCUAUCAGUUUCCAUAAAUGGGGGAUAUCUUAUUUUUAAGUAUUUAUCAUUUAGUGUUGCAUUAUUCUAAAUUUCAGCCCGUAAAACUAAUAAUUUUUUUUUGCCAAAUAUUCAUAUUUUCACAGGGAGACAAAACUUUUUUCCUGAUGCCUGGUGAGAAGUUGGAAAAGGGAAUUCAAAAUGUUUAUAUUCUUGGGGAAGAUGAAGGACUUAUCCUCCGUUCUAUUGAAUCCUUCAUGGAUGGGGUAGGUGACAUCAAUGCCAUCUUUCUUAUAUUUUAGUUUGCUCUUGAGUUCUUGUCUGUUUGUGAUACAUUCAUUGUAUUCACUUUUUUUUUUAUUACUAUAUUGAAAAUUAAAUCUGAAUGCUUGCUUUCUCAUGACAAUCAAGAACAUUUUCCCAAACUUUUUACUUUCAAGUUUCAAAACAGCAGUUUGCAACAAGGGCUUGGGGCAUUUUCUUUUAGGCCAAAAAAAACCAUUGAUUAAAUAAUUUUAUGAAUGGCAUCAUCUAUUGAUAUGAGGGAAAGGGGUAAAAAAAGAUGUUAAUAAUGCAGUUAUAAAGUAAGUCAAUGAGAGCCCCAUUUACAUAAUGUCGGGUUGCUGUUGGGUAUUCCUUAAUUUAGUAACACUGACCUGCCAUUCUGUAGAAAUUGCAUUUUUAUUUUGACUUAACUUUUCCAGGACACUGAACGAUCACCUGGGGACAGAUGGAUGAUCAGAGGUCCUAAGGAGUAUGUUCCUCCUGUUGAAGUGGAAGUGGUUAUGAAGAGGCAGGCCAUUCCACUGGAUGAGAAUGAAGGUAUCUAUGUCAGAGACAUCAAGACGGGAAAGGUGAGACACCAAAAAAAAACUUCUUCUAUUGUUCUUUAUACAUCUGUUACCAAGCUAAGUUAAGUAUUGAAUAUCUAUGAUCUUUAUUUACUCAUAUUUUAAUUGAGUAAUAUAAACUAUAAAGAAAUCCAUGAUACCAUUUUAAGUUAAGUUAUGAAAGCAAGAGCGCCUUACGCUCUUAGUUCUUCAGAAAAAAGAAACGCUAUUAAAUUGAUUUCUUCUGCCUGUGAACAUUAUACAUGACGUACAAGUUUAGCUUGUAUUCCUUUUUUUAAAAUUUUGUUUGCUUACAAUUUAUUAGAAUAUUUUGUUUUUUUUACCCAUUGUAUCUAUUCACAGUAACAUGCAAGUGAACAUAAAAUGGACAUACACAUUACACAAUUGACUAUUCUUCAGGUUAGGGCUAUUCAGGGUGAGACGUACAUGCUAAACCAGGAUGAGGAGCUGUGGUCCAAGGAGCUGCCUCCGGCUGUUGAAAGUCUUUUGGCUGUUGACCACUUGGCAGAGCGCAGUGAACGCAAGGCGGAAGGUGGAACAAAGACCAGGGACAAAACUCGUGUGGUAACAUUCCGUGUCCCUCACAAUGCAGCAGUUCAAAUUUAUGAUUAUAAAGAGAAAAAAGCCAGGUGUGUCAUUAUUUUUAAAAUUUAUGUUUUAAAAUUUAAAAAAUGCAAGGAUUAAAUCAUUUACAGAGAUUUUUAAUUUGGCUAAACCUUUUGACUAGUGUCCCUUUGAAAUUAAAAAAAUUUAUGUGUACUGACAAUUUUAAACAAUUGUAUAUUUCAGGAAUAACAAAACGGCAUAUUAAAAUUAUUUUUUUUUCCUGGCACCUUGCCUGGGACUAACGAUAGUGUUGUUUGGAUAUGUUUUUUCCUUAGGGUAAUAUUUGGGCCAGAGCUGGUCAUGUUGGGGCCAGAUGAACAAUUCACACAGUUGAGUCUUUCGGGGGGGAAACCCAAAAAGCCCAAUGUCAUCAAAUCUUUAUGCUUGCUUCUGGGACCAGAUUUCUGUACAGAUAUUGUUAUUGUAGAGACAGCAGAUCACGCCAGGUUGUCCCUUCAGCUCUCUUACAAUUGGUUAGUACAAAUUUAGUUUUAUUAUAUUCUUCAUACUUUUAAAUCUUUCGCUGUGGAAUGUUUUUAAUGAAAAAAUUUACAUUUUUUUUUUAAAAGAGCGAAAAAGAGUGAGGUUGGGUUUAUUAAAAAAUAUUUAAAAUAUUAUGUUUUGAUUUAUAAGGCUAAAGUUGAUAUCAAAUGAAAGAUAAUUGGACUAUUUGUUUGUAAACUUAUUUAUUCAGUUUCACUAAAAUAAGUCACAGAAAAGAAACUUAAAAUGUGAAAACACGAAAUGCAAAACCUUUUCCCCCCCCCCCAAACCCAUUGUUGUAAGCAUACAUCACUGCUAUAACUCAAAUCAUCAAAAACUACUAAUCUCGGAAUCAUGUGAUUGAUCUGAAUCUAAAUCAACUUCACUGUCAAUAGAAAUAGUAUAAAGCAUUUCCAAAGAUUGUUGCGCAGUCUAGGAAACUUACCCUAGUAGGACCUUGGUAGCCAUAGCAACAGUAUUGGUAAAGAAAAAAAAAACGGGAAGAAUAUUAUAAAAAUAAAGCUUCAAAUGACAACAAAUAAUCUUGCUUUCACUCAUAAGCAAUGAAGUACCACUCUUCUAUGUAAAAGUCUCAUUAAAAAAUAGCUCUUAAAAAGUUUAACAGAAAAAUAGCAAAGAAACUACCAUGAUUUUAAAACAACGCACAGUGCGUUGGUCCUUGGUCCAUGCUUUUCAGGACAGCGGAUGAAGGUACUGUGCGUUGCACCACGGAGAAAGAUUGAAGGAACCAGAGUUUACUUUUGGCAUAAGUUGUUGAUAGAAAUGAAAAUUGUUGAAAGUUUACUUUUGGCAUAAGUUGUUGAUAGAAAUAAAAAUUGUUGAAAGUUUUAUUUUGUGGUUGACUUUUAAACAAAAACAAAAAAAAUCAUCCUGUCAUCGUGUCUCUUGCAGGCAUUUUGAAGUGGGAGAUAAGUCACCACUAGAGGCAGCCAAGCUUUUCAGUGUUCCAGACUUCACUGGUGAUUCAUGUAAGGCCAUUGCAUCCCGUGUGCGUGGGGCUGUGGCUCAGGUUCAGUUUGAUGACUUUCACAAGGUUGGAUGUAGUUUGACUCACUUCUUUUAAAGGACAACUUUAAACCAUUUUCAUGCUGCCUACCUUACAGGACAACUUUAUACCAUUUUCAUGCUGCCUACCUUACAGGACAACUUUAAACCAUUUUCAUGCUGCCUACCUCACAGGACAACUUUAUACCAUUUUCAUGCUACCUACCUCACAGGACAACUUUAUACCAUUUUCAUGCUGCCUACCUCACAGGACAACUUUAAACCAUUUUCAUGCUACCUACCUUACAGGACAACUUUAAACCAUUUUCAUGCUGCCUACCUUACAGGACAACUUUAUACUAUUUUCAUGCUACCUACCUCAUAGGACAACUUUAUACCAUUUUCAUGCUGCCUACCUCACAGGACAACUUUAUACCAUUUUCAUGCUACCUACCUUACAGGACAACUUUAAACCAUUUUCAUGCUGCCUACCUUACAGGACAACUUUAUACCAUUUUCAUGCUACCUACCUCACAGGACAACUUUAAACCAUUUUCAUGUUACCUACCUUACAGUGUUACACAUGGUGUCAAUUAUAAAUCUAAAUUGUAUUUAAAUAAUUUAAACAGUUAAUGUCUUCAAGAAUUACAGUAAAUUACAUUUAUUGCAUAACAAGAUUUAAAUAUUUUUAAAAGAUCUGUUUUGUCACAUCGUGGCUUGGGUCACAAUUGUUUUUAAUUUGAACUCUGAAUUCUUUUGCAUCACAGAACUCUGCCAAAAUUAUCAGGGCAUCUGUAUUUGGCAUGGAUGCCAAUGGAAAGGUCAAGGAAAAAUUCAGCUUCCCGCAAAACAACCUUGUUUUCACCAGUAUAGACAUUCAGUCUGUUGAGCCAGUUGAUCAGAGGACCCGGGAUGCCCUUCAGAAAUCUGUACAGCUAGCCAUUGAGAUAACCACAAACUCUCAGGAGGCAACUGCCAGGUAGCACCACUAACCAUUAGCAGUUAUUUGUGACUUUGUUGACUGAAUUCUUAAUGAGUAAAUUUAUUGGUUUAAUUUUAAUUUUUUAAUUUUUAUUUUUUUGUACAAUUUGGGGACUUGGCAAAUUCUGUGGGUUUCUAAAAAUCUGGAUUGCAUUUCCAGACAUGAAGCCCAGCGUCUUGAGCAGGAGGCCAAAGGCCGCCUGGAGCGUCAAAAGAUCACUGAUGAGGCAGAGGCUGAAAAGGCUCGUAAAGAGCUCCUUGAGCUGCAGGCCAAUAGUGCAGCUGUUGAGAGCACCGGCCAGGCUAAAGCCGAGGCUCAGAGUAGAGCUGAGGCUUCAAGGAUUGAGGGUGAGGCUGCUGUAGAGCAAGCCAGACUGAAGGCUCAAGCCACUAAAAUUGAGGCGGUAAGUUUCUCAUCACACUUUCCAAUUUGUUUUAUACCAAAUUUUUAAAAUCUCUGGUUCAGUAAAUUAUUCUCUUUAAUUGUCAUAACAGUCAUAACAGCCGAUCAUCAUUUAUUAUACCCCUUUCUGUGGUGUCACGGCCGAUAUCGGCCUCUAGCAAAAUCAUCAUUAAAAAUACUGACGAUUUAAUGUAUAUUGGUUAAGGGGAAAUCACUCUAUAUAAAUGAGUUUGCUUUGUAUUUCCGUUACCAUCUGCAUGUUAGCAUGCUUUUGUAUGGGAUUUUUGGGUGAUUAUUCGGGUGUGAAAUUUUCUUUAAAAAAUUGACAGCCAUUUUGUUUGAUGCCAGGGAGGGUCCCCAUCUAGAUUGCAAGAUCAACACAGAAAUUCUUUAUUGAAAUUAUUUCAAAUAGAUUAAAAUGAAAGCAAAGAUUUCAGAGAUAUUCCAAGUGCUAGUAAUGACAUUAUUAGCUCUAGUGGUGAUGGCGACAUAAGAGUCAGAUAUUGACAAGUUUAGCCCUAGGCUUAGUCGAAUUUGUACAAAUUUGUUUAGGAAAGGGUGGAAAUUUAAACGAGACAUUUAUGUUUGUUUAUGGUUGGGUAUUAAUUAAUAAAAAUGGAUUUGAUAACUUUGAUUGAGAAUUUUUUAACUGAUGUUUUGCUCACCCUGUAAAGGUCAAGGUCACCAUCAACAUACAUAUUAUAAAAAAAUUCUUCUGAUACCAUCAGAUAACCUUGUCCAAUGCACUUUCAGCAAAUGUUGACUUGCAAAUGUCUCUCAAUUCAUUCAGUCUGGGAUUUUUGUCAUUUUUUAUUUUUUUGACAAGUGUAUGCUACAGAAAAAGUUAAAAUAGAAUUUUCUUAACUUUUAACUUAUUUAAAAAUGUAUACAUUUAAAAACACAUAAAAAAGCUUAUUUCGCUCAGAGAGAACUUGAUGUUAUUGAAAAUCUACACAAUUUAAUUUUUACACAAGAUUCAGAACACACAUUUUUUAAUUCUAAAUGUUGAUUUUUAUAAGCCUUUCUGUUUCGACAUAUAGGCAAAAAUAUGCAGUGUUACUGCAUACUCAAUAUACAUUUCCAAAGAGUUGUUUAAAUAAAUAUUUGUUGACAUGCAUCUAAAAGGUUUGAAAUGUUGCAAUGCUUUACUGCCUCAGGAGUCAGAGUUAGACAGAUUGACCAAAGCCCGUGAAGCAGAACUGAAGUACGUCUCUGAACAGAACAAGAUGGAACUUGAGAAAGCAGACCAGCUGUCGAACAUUGAAAUCACAAAAUUCAAGGAGAUGGUUUCCUCUAUUGGAGCCAAUACGAUUCUUGCCAUGGCAACCGCUGGGCCUGAUAACCAGGUAGGAGUCCUCAACAGAAGGUGGAUUGUAUUAUAUAAACAUAUCUAUAUAUUCAUAGAAAAUGAGAGAACUGUUUUAUCUGCUGCUAACACCGCCAACCAUUACCUUUCAACAGGUUCGUAUGCUGCAAGCUCUGGGGCUCAAGUCUACCCUUAUUACUGAUGGCUCCUCACCCAUUAACCUUUUCACAACGGCCAAUGGCCUGAUUGGUGGAUUGGUCCCAUCCAAGCGUCGCAGGGAUGACGAUGAAGAUUCAGUUUCAUAAAAAAAAUGUUACUUGGCAGUACUUGGGGAAGGCUGUUACUUGCCAGCGAGACAAAGUCAGCAAUACCUAAGGAAGGCGGGAGACAAUGACAGCUGCAUCUGAGGACAUUUGUUCUCUCAUUAUUUCACCAUAAUGACUUUUGCUUUAUCCUUUUCAUUUAGAAGUUUCAUCAUUUUACUGCGCUGUAUGCAUACAAGUAUGUAAAUAAGUACCUCAUAUGACGGGGGAGGGUUGCUCAACUCAUAUGACGGGGGAGGGUUUCUCCAUGUAUUUAUUGAGAAUUUGCUAAUGAUAUUAGCACAAUGUUUGACUGUUCCUGGUGUGGAUGUCAAGUGCUGUUUCCUGUUCUUUUGAUUUAGUCAUAUAAAUUCAAAUGGGAUCCCCUGUGCUACGUAGGGACAGUGACAAACUGGACAAUGUUGGGUUGAUGAAAAGAUCAAUUAAAAUGUGUAACUCAUUCCAUUGGCUGUGUGAUGGUUUCUUUUUAUUAGACAGACCUAACUUGUUUGGCUUAUUGGCAUAAUCUCAAACCUUGUUCAACAGAACAUCAAAUUUUUGCUUUUGUGUUCUAAAAACUUGACUUUAUAAAUUGAUCUGUGAUAUUUCUAAACAUUUUAUAGGACUAAAUAUACGUGAAUAUUUAUUUGAUAAAACUUCCAACAAAAAAAUAACUACUUGUACAAAAUAGCUCCUUUCAAAAGUCCUGUAUGCCUGUGUUCACAAUAAGCCCCAUUUUCAUUAUUUAUUUUCACCAAUUUUGUUAUGCUCUUGUCAGUCUUUUUUAUUCUUCGAGUGCCACUCAGUGCUAGGUGAUACCAUCUUUACCCCAAGAAUUCUGUGAUUUUUUUAAAUACAUUUUGGCCUACUAUAAUAAUGUUUUGACCAAUUGUUUUUUUUACACCUGGUUAAGUUUUGGUAAUUGCUAUAUUUUACAUAUUAUAUCGGACUGACAAUAAUAAAUUGAAUGUUGCAUACACAAUUUUUUUUUUAAAGAGUAGAGGAGAGGUAUUUUCGUAUUGUAAGCUAUAUAAAAUAUAAUUCAUGGUUUUACUAACACACCAAACGUUUGUGUAACAACUUUUUAUUAACAUGGUUUUGAUUAGAUAUUGUUCAUGUUGAAAAUUCAAUAAAGCCAUACAAUAUUAAAACUACUUUUUGUCCCCCAAGUUUUGUAAGACCUUUUAGUUGUGGCACUGCCAGAUUUAAUAGUUAACCCUUAUGUUAUAAUACUAUGAUGAAACGGACAAAAGGCCAACUGAUCACCCCAAUAAUCAG